Messenger RNA from Spea bombifrons (plains spadefoot toad), 1350 nucleotides. Its product is annotated as cytochrome c1, heme protein, mitochondrial. NCBI's taxonomy places the organism in Eukaryota, Metazoa, Chordata, Amphibia, Anura, Pelobatidae. Gene Ontology annotation, biological process: mitochondrial electron transport, ubiquinol to cytochrome c. The record is from RefSeq and is a predicted model, not a curated record. Gene Ontology annotation, molecular function: electron transfer activity; heme binding. The transcript is spliced from 7 exons. Bases 70 to 999 code for a protein of 309 amino acids.
UGGCGGCAGGCGGAAGUUGUGUCAGAGCCGGUGUUGAGGGCGGAGCGAUUUCCUCUCUUGCCGAGGAAGAUGGCGGCGGCGUGUCUGGUGCUUCGGAGGUCGCUGAGGGCUGGUUUGCUACAGGGAGGCCGGGGGUCCUGGCCGGCCGCUCCUCAGGCAAACAUGUCGUUUUCCUCGCUGUCCCGCGGCAGGAAGGCGGCUCUCUCCACGCUCGGCGUUCUCGUCGCUGGCGGCGCCGGAUUAGCCUUCGCACUCCAUAACUCCGUUAAAGCAAGCGAGCUGGAGCUGCACCCUCCAAGCUACCCCUGGAGCCACGGCGGAAUGCUCUCCUCCCUGGACCACGCCAGCGUCCGUCGGGGUUACGAGGUGUACAAGCAGGUGUGUGCCGCCUGUCACAGCAUGGAGUACCUGGCCUUCCGGAACCUGGUGGGAGUAACGCACACGGAGGCCGAGGCCAAGGCGCUGGCGGAGGAGUACGAGAUCCUGGACGGGCCGGAUGAGAACGGGGAGAUGUUCACCCGUCCUGGGAAGUUAUCGGAUCAUUUUCCCAAGCCGUACCCCAACCCCGAGGCAGCGAGGGCCGCCAACAACGGAGCCCUGCCCCCCGACCUCAGCUACAUCGUCAACGCCAGACACGGCGGGGAGGAUUACGUCUUCUCCCUUCUGACUGGAUACUGCGACCCGCCGGCCGGGGUAACAAUGAGGGAAGGCCUUUACUACAACCCCUACUUCCCCGGCCAGGCCAUCGGGAUGGCGCCACCGAUUUACAACGAGAUCCUGGAGUUCGGUGACGGAACGCCGGCCACCAUGUCCCAGGUCGGUAAAGAUGUCUGCACCUUCCUCCGCUGGGCGGCUGAGCCGGAGCACGAUCACCGCAAGCUCAUGGGCCUGAAAGUGAUUAUGAUCACGUCCAUCCUCAUCCCCGUAUUGUAUUACAUGAAGCGGCACCGCUGGAGCGUACUCAAGUCUAGGAAGAUCGCCUACAGACCCCCCCAAUAACGGCAGUGAUUGUCCAGGACCCCCGAGCACUCGGAGCCUCCAUACCGCUCUACGCCUCCGCCGGAGAAUGACGUGGAUGAUCGGACCUUUUCCUCCCCGCCGGGAGCCGGAUGCUGCAGCCCGUGAACUCUGAUCAUCGUGAUAUUAACCCCCGAGCUCCGCACCUCUAGGGUUCAUCAUUUUCUUUUUUUUUGCUAAAUCCAUGAUUUCAUCCGCUUUGUCCACGAUAUUCCAGCGAGGGAGGAAAAGGGACUUAUGGGGAGAAUAACACGUGGUUUGGGAAAAACGUUUUGUGUCCAUUCAUUCCCGUUAUGGGGAGUCUAUUAAAUUAAAAUAUUUCUUUUAAAACCA